Messenger RNA from Oikopleura dioica, 711 nucleotides. NCBI's taxonomy places the organism in Eukaryota, Metazoa, Chordata, Appendicularia, Copelata, Oikopleuridae. The record is from the annotation of a GenBank genome assembly.
AUGACUUCCGAGACUUUUACGCAAAGUGGAUUCAAGUCGAGCUUUCAAGAAUGUCCGAAUUCGGCUUCUUCUUCAGUUCCUCCAGCCAGCUAUUCGAACAACUUCGGGCCUGGGAUCUCUAUUCAGACCCUGCGCGACCCAAGUGACCAGCGCUUCCGAUUCAAUUUGAAGAAAAGGUCGAGAAACAAAGAUCGCCACGAAGAGUCCGCCGCCAAACUCCCAACUAAAGAGCCCUCUCCAGAACCGCCCUUGGCUCCUGAAUUCGUCCCUCCUUUGCCUGACUACGAAUGCCCUGGCUCUCAAUCCCCUCCGCCCGAGCCUGAGCUGCCGCCCCUGCCUCUCGAAGAACUCCCUCCUGAUCCAGACGAGUGGGAGCGAAAACGACAUGUGGUGCGCUGUGCCCGCCGCGCUGUCCGAAUUUAUAAAUCUCGCAUCGACAUAGCAGAGCACCUCGACAAAGUCGCCGCCGAUCCAUCACCCAAAUGCAGCCCCUGUGAAUCACCCGUGAUCUCCACGCCAUCUACAAUCGGGUCGAUCCGGCGGUCAAUCACCCCUGACUACAGCAGCAGAUCGUCAUCAAGAUCGUCCUUCUCGUCUCGAGGAAGCAGUUAUUCACGAAGAAGUUCCUACUCCCGUGAUCGAAGUUAUUCCAGCCGCUCGUCUAGAUCGAGAUCUUACAGCGUUUACUUUCUGUUGCAACGCCAGCUCUGA